Dimorphilus gyrociliatus is the source of this 901-nucleotide messenger RNA. The record is from the annotation of a GenBank genome assembly. Lineage: Eukaryota; Metazoa; Annelida; Polychaeta; Dinophilidae.
UAUGGAAAAGGGAUUAUAUACGAAUAUUAACAUUUCCGAAUUUUCUGAACAUGAAGAUGAAGUUACUUGUGUUGCCUUUUCAACAGAUUUCCAUAUCUUUCUAACAGGAUCGGACGAUACUAACGUUAGGAUCUUCAACGCAGCAACAAAAAAGCUAGUCACUCUGUUAAGUGGUCAUACUUCUUGGAUAAAAAGUGUCGCCGUUUCACCAGAUUCUAAAUACAUAGCUAGUUGUUCACAGGACUCAACCGCCAUUAUAUGGAGGACUAGAGAUGCUAGCUUAUUAUAUACUCUAGAAGGCCAUCGAAAAAGCGUCGAAAGUGUUACGUUUUCAUCAAAUUCAGCCUUAUUAGCCACAACAUCUUUUGAUAGAUCUGCAAUGAUAUGGAAGGUUCAAGAUGGAGGUUUAAUGAAAAUUCUCGAAGGUCAUGAAGGAGCUGUUAAGACAUCGUCAUUUAGUUAUGAAGAUACCUGGUUAGCGACUGCCUGCACAGAUGGUGUUGUUAGAUUGUGGACGCUAAAGAAGAAUCGAAAGGAAGAAGAUGGCUCGUUAAAGCUUUUAAAAGGUCAUACUAAAACCGUAUCAGCUCUUGCGUUCUCAAGAGAAGGUAUGCUAGCAUCAGGUUCAUGGGAUAAUACAGUGAAAUUAUGGAAUCCGAGAACUGGUUCAUUAAUAAGAAGUAUUGAAGGCCAUCAAACCUGGGUAGAAACCGUAGGUUUUUCACUCGAUAGUUUAAAACUUAUUUCCGCGUCAAAAGAUUCAGUAGUGAAAGUAUGGGAUAUUCUCGAAGAUAAAUGCGACGAGACGUUAGAAAAUGAUGGUGUAGAAAUACAAUUUUGUGGAUUUACUCCAAAAAAUACUGUUGUUGUUGCUGGUUCAAAAGUUCAGAAAGCAAACUAA